Molecule: messenger RNA, 694 nt
Organism: Dentiscutata erythropus
Lineage: Eukaryota; Fungi; Glomeromycota; Glomeromycetes; Diversisporales; Gigasporaceae
Source: the annotation of a GenBank genome assembly
UUAAAAUAUUCCGAAAGCCUUUCAAAAGAAGUCUUAACAAUUAGCAAAUUUUUUGAUAGAUAUCAAGCUUCUCCGAAUGAUUUAAUUUUAUCAGGAAUAAUAUUCAAUAAAGAAAUUCAAGACAAACAAAAAGCAAUAUACAUAGUUCUGAAAAAUGAAAAUUUAUGGGAAUCAUUUUGCUUUCCAAUGUUCACAACAAUUAACUUAUCUCAUAAAUACAAAAAUUUUCUUUUGAAACAUUUAAACAAAAAAUUGGUCAGAAUUUCAUUUUCUGAUUGUGAAAAUGAAAUAUUAAAAUUCAAAUUAUUUCAUUUUUUUGCUAAAAAACUGAAAGAUAUUUGGAAUGAUAGCCAAUAUAAAAAUCAAGAUAAAUCAAUAACUAAAGCAACAUUUUCCAGUCAAUAUAUCAUUCACCUUGUUGAGUUUUUGAAAGAAUAUACUAAAUAUACUUUUCAAACUGCUUGCAUUGAAAGUGUUGCAACAAAAUGUAGAAACAAUCAGGAUGGUCCUAGACAAUGUCCAGAUAAUUUUUGGUUUUUGACAAGCCAAAAACCAGUCCACAAAUCUAAUGAAAAUGAAUUCAUUACAUUUAUAGAAAAAUUAAUUACGAUUAGCGACUUAUUAAAACAAAGUUUAGAUGAUUUAUUAAUUAUUGAAGAUUUACUUUGUGAUAAAGAUGAAUAUGAUAGUAGUG